ACUGUCAGCAUGGCUGUGUUUGUCUUUUCACUGAAUCCAACAAACCAUCUAGUGGCAUCUUAAAAAUAAAUACCUUAUAUCAUGCGUCCUCAAAGUUUUUAAGCAAAGAGUCAAUGGUCCUCAGACUAUUGGGAGGCCAUACUUACAGUUUGCAAAAAAAAAAAAACCCCAAAAAAACAUGAACCAAUUCCUCUGCACACUGCACAUAUAUCUUAUUUGUAGAGGGGAAAAAACUGAAAGAACAAUGCAAUAUUUUAAGAUGAAGAACAAUUUUUACCAACAUAAACUUACCAUUUUUUCAAUGGGAAGUGUGGACUCCCUUGGGCUGAUGAGACAGUGAAGUUGAUUAGGAUUGCAGGGUUGUUGUAUGUCUUUCGGGCUGUGUGGCCAUGUUCCAGAAGUAUUCUCUCCUGACGUUUCGCCCACAUCUAUGGCAGGCACCCUCAGAACCUCGACAACACAUUAAUUAGGAUUGUUGUUGUGUACCUUCAAGUCCUUUCAGUUUUAGGGCAGCCCUGAGACUACAGUUUAGGGCAGGGGCUGGGUAACCAACCUUGGAAAACUUCAUGUCCCCCCUUGCCUUAGUUUGGAGACCCCUGACCUAUAUACUCAUGUAUCCUGUGUUGACAUAUCCACAGGUCAGUGUAAGUAGUGUACCCUAAUGCUUAUUUUUUAAAAAGGGCCCAUCUCUAUAUCUGAGUAGCGGCAAAAGGCAGGAGCUUAGUCCAUCCUGUCUUCUCAAGGAACACCUCCAUAUACAGAUAGAUAGAUGCAUAGAUAGAUAGAUAGGUGUGAUACAUUUCUUUAACAAAAUAGUCUUGGCUGUUUCUCUUUGCCAGGUCUGCUGGGUGUCUCUUCCCUUUUUCCUAACUUCUUCACUAAUGCAAACUUUGCAUAAUCAAACUGCCAUCUCCAAUAUGUCACCACCUCACAACCUCUGAGGAUGCCUGCCACAGAUAUGGGCGAAACGUCAGGAGAGAAUACUUCUGGAACAUGGCCAGACAGCCCGGAAAACACACAACAACCCUGUUACCACUCUGUUUCUACAACUGAGCCCCUGCUGGACAGCAGACCAGCGCAAGAUCUACUACCCCUAAGAUUCUCAAAUAUCAUAGCAGUGCUUAUGUGUCUUUGGACUAUAUGCAGGGCUGUAGCCAGAAAUUUUUUUCGGGGGGAGUGGUUGAACCCCUAGCACCCCCCACCCCUGCUACAAACCUGUCAAUAUCUGCUUGAGACUGCUUGAGAUUGAAGGGACUCUUAAUGUUUUGCGUCUCAUAGAUUUAGCAUGGGGAUUUGGUUAACCAGGUAAAAUUCAUGAGUAAACCAGGUUUUUUUAUAACCUGAAAAAUUUCGGGCGGGGGGGGGGGGUUGAACCCUUAACACACACACACACACACCCCUCGCUACAGGCCUGACUAUAUGACUGUCUUGAGAAACAAAAGAUUCUUCCAGUUCACCCCCUGCUGAGAGACUGAUUGCCAGAAAAUCCCAGGAUUCAUCAAGGACUUUGUUCAUCCACUUUUUAUUUUAUUUGUUUUAUUGUCUUCUGGCUUUGCCCUGUGUUAGCCGCCCUGAGUCUCUUUGGGGAGAUGGAGGCAGGAUAGAAAAAUAAAGUUGUUGUUGUUAUUGUUAUAAUUAUUAUUAUUAUUAUUAUUAUUAUUAUCGAGUUCAAAACAGAUAAUCUGGAUUUUAUAUGGCAGUGUAGAAGGGGCCUUGGGAAGAGGUGGGUAUGGCCAUCUGUCCUGGGGUGCUUUGAUUGUGCCUUCCUGUCUGGCACAAUGGGGUGAGACUGGAUGACCUUUGGGGACCCCUCUCUCCCAACUCUCAGGUAUGGUUCUCAUACAGAGGUGGGGAAAGGGUUAAGGCCAUAGAGAGCCCCCCCACCAGGCCUAGGGAGGCAGCGUGGGAAAGUUGCUUGCGAACAGAAGGCUGUCAAUAGAACGCUGGCUUUCCCAACGUUCCUUCCGGUCUGCUGGCCCCGCCUCCCACGUGGGAGAAGCAGCUUGGCUGGGUGAGUGGGCUCUGCAAGGCUCAGAUCAAAGGGAAAAGGGAUCAAUAAUGCCUUUGAGAAAUGCAUCAAUGCAGGGAAUAGGGAUCCUCGCCUUGGAGUAAGGAGUCUGAAGCUGGGUCUGUGCAUCUUCCAAUGGGGGACAUGUGACCCCAAUAAUGUGAUUUCCUAAAAUAAUAUAAUGAUGCAUGCAUACUUGUGUGUGCCUCCUAACAGUUCAUAUUUCUGUAGGUUUUCAUGGUGCAUAUUGUGUGUGUGUUUAAAGAAUGCAUGGUUCGAUUUAUUUUUUGAUGAGGCAUGUUUAAUUAUGCAUCUUUGUGCGUGUGUUUUUAAAAUGAUGUUUUGAUGGUUCAUGUUCGUGUUUUUUUAAUCAGGCACAUUUGUGUGUGUGUGUUGCAAUGGUGCUCUUUUUGCAUGUGUGUAUUCUUAAUGCAUAUUUUUCUGGGUUUUUUUAUUGUGUUUAUAUGUUGUAAUCGUUCAUGGCUGGAUGUGUAUUUCAUGUACAUAAUGCUUCAAUAAUGUAUGUUUAUGUCGGUGUUUGGAUGAUACAUGUUUGUGUGUGAUGAUACUUGCUUGUAGUAUAUUAUUGGUACAUAUUUAUGUUUGUGGGAGCCCCCGGUGGCACAGUGGGUUAAACAAUUGAGCUGCUGAACUUGCUGACUGAAAGGUCAGUGGUUCAAAUCUGGGGAGCGGAGUGAGCUCCCACUGUUAGCUCCAGCUUCUGCCAACCUAGCAGUUCGAAAACAUGAAAAGUAAGUAUAUCAAUAGGCAACGGCGUUCCAUGCAGUCAUGCCGACCACAUGACCUUGGAGGUGUCUAUGGACAAUGCCAGCUCUUUGGCUUAGAAAUGGAGAUGAGCACCAACCCCCCAAGUCGGACACAACUAGACUUAAGGGGAAAUCUUUACCUUUACCGUAUUUAUGUUUGAGUUCUUAAUAAUCCAAUAUUUAUGAAUGUUUUUAAUGAUGUGUAUUUGCAUGUGUGUAUCUAAAGCAUGCCUAUGUGUCUGUGUGCAUGUGUUUUAAUGGUGCAUAUUUAUGGUUUUAUAAGUUGCAUGAUUGUGAUUUUUAAGGGUGUGUAUAUGUGUGUUUUAAUGGUGCACAUGUGUGUGUAUUUUUAAUGAUGCGUGUUUGUGUGUUUUAAUAGCGCAUGAUUCUGAGUGUGGUUGUGCAUGUUUGUAUGUGUUUGUAGUGAUGCAUGUUCCUCUUCGUUUGUUCUAACUAUUAUUAUUAUAUUUAUUUAUACCCCGCUUUAUCUCUCUUAAAGGAGAAUCAAAGUUUCUUAACAUAAAAGCAUUAGCAUACAAUUUAAAAUAUACCAAAUAUGCAAACAUUAAAACAGAAUUCAAUAUAAACAGUAUGAAAAAAUGUCCAGUUAAAAUCCAUUAAAACAUAUUUAAAGCUAAAAACGACAGUGUCUCUAGGAUUGAUCUUAAAAGCCUUUUUAAAAACCUGUCUCAAUGAAAAAGGUUUAGCUUUUUAUCAGUAUGUGCUUUUUGGUGAUGCACAUUUGUGGGUUUUUUUAAGGGUGCAUGUUUGAAUAUGUAUUUUUAAAUAAUGUAUGCUUUAACCUUUGAGUCUCCUUUGGGAGAGAUAAAGCAGGGUAAUAAUAAUAAUAAUAAUAAUGGGUUGCUAUAAGUUUUCCAGGCUGUAUGACCAUGUUCCAGAAGCAUUCUUGCCUGACGUUUUUGCACUCAUCUAUGGCAGGCAUCCUUAGAGGUUGUGAGGUCUGUUGGAAACUAGGCAAGUGGGGUUUAUAUAUCUGUGGAAUAAUGUCUAGGGUGGGAGAAAGAACUCUUAUCUGCUUGAGGCCAGUGUGAACAUUGCAAUUGGCCACCUUGAUUGGCACUGAAUAGUCUUGUAGCUUCAUUGCGGCUGAGGGGCAAAGGGAAGGGGCCUGAGGCUGUUAGGAAUUGUGGGCGUUGAAGCCCAAAACACCUGGAGGGCCCAAGUUUGCUCUAAGUCCUUAAAACUGAUUAUAAUGGCAGUUAUCCUCCUGCUUCUAGGCUGAGAGACGAUGGCAACUGCGGCAAACAUUGCAGCGACAUCCAUAGGACUUCCGCUUCUGGAGCAAGAAGCGCCGGAAGAUCCUGAAGGAUCCAAGCCAGGGAAGGAACCCAAACGGACAGGAAGAAGUCUUCAAUGUGGGACGAUGAAGGACCUCUUGGGUUGGGCGGCUCCCCAGCAGGUGAAGCAGGAACCGGGGGAAAUGCUGCCUCAAGGCUGGGAUGGGUCUCUCCAGGAGCUCCUCAAGGCCACGCAGGCCCCACACCUUGGGUGGGGCAGCCCACAGCUCCUGCUCCCCACACCAUGGGAGGAAAAUGGCAAGGCGUUCCCCUUCGAAGGUGUUGCUGACGCUUGGAUGUGGCCCCGAGGGGAGUGGACGGCCCGGCCUCUGAUAGGGGAGGCUCUGCCGGCCGCCCUCGGCUCGGAGGUGGCAAUUCGGGGAGACCCCAGGAAAUUAAAAGCAGAGGCCCCGAAGCCGAGCCCCGUUGUCGAUGGAGAGGCCCAGCGCCGGCGCUUCCGGCAGUUCUGCUACCUGGAAGCGGAUGGCCCCCGAGAAGUUUGCCUCCGCCUCCGGGCCCUUUGCCGCCAGUGGCUGGAGCCCGACAGGCUCUCCAAGGAGCAGAUCCUGGAGCUGGUGGUCCUGGAGCAGUUCCUGACCAUCCUUCCCUCGGAGAUUCAAAGCUGUGUCCGGGAACGAGGAGUGGAAGACUGUGCCCAGGCAGUGGCUUUGGCAGAGGAGUUCCUGCAGAGGCAGCAAGAGAACACGCAGUGGGAACCGCAGGUGCCAAAGGGCUUUCAGGAAGCUCUUGGGAACACUGCCAAGGCAGAGCAAGGCCCAUCCGACAAUGGACAGUGGCAGCUCUACAGAGAAGCUAAGCAGGACAGCGAUGGAGAGGCCAGCUCCUUGGCAGGUGAUGGGUGGGUGAGCGAGACCGAGGAAGAAAAACCUCAGCUCAAAUGUUCUGAGAAAACAGAACCAUCUGAGGCCUUUGGAGAAGCUGCUUUUCUGUGCCAGGAGCAACUGGAAGCCUUUGAAAAUGAACACAAAGCAGAGAAUCAGCGUGAAGGCCCCUUUGGAGAGGAAGCCUGCCAGAAAGUUGGCCAGAAACAUGGGGAGCAACCUGCCCAAGAUGGGACCCACAUGGACCAGAGGAAAAAGGUGUGCUUGGAAUGUGGGAAGGGCUUCAGCCGGAGCUCCGACCUGCUGAAACACCGCCGGACGCACACAGGAGAGAAGCCGUACCAGUGCCUCCAUUGCGGGAGGAGCUUCAGCGACCGCUCCAACCUGAUCGCACACCGGAGGAUCCACGCCGAGAAGAAGCCGUACCAGUGCUUGGACUGCGGCAAGUGCUUCUGCCAGAACUCCUACCUGGUCCGCCACCGGAGGACCCACACCGGCGAGAAGCCGUACAAGUGCUCCUAUUGCGGCAAAGGCUUCAGCGACAGCUCAAACCUGGUGGUGCACAAGCGGACUCACACGGCGAGCGACAAGCCCUACCGGUGCCCAGACUGCGGGAGGAAGUUUGGCGAGGCCUCGCUCCUCAACCGGCACCAGCGCAUGCACGCCAAAGAGCGGCCGUACAAUUGUGCGGAUUGCGGCAAGACCUUCCGGCACCGCUCCGACCUGGUUCGCCACUGCAGGACCCACACGGGAGAGAAGCCCUUCAAGUGCUUGGACUGUGGCAAGGGCUUCAGCCAGCGGUCCCACUGCAGCACACACGAGAGGAGGCACUCGCGGCAGAAACCGUUCACACAGUGUUCGGAGAACAGGAAAAGCCCCACUGACCUCGGGCUGCCGCCGAAGGAAGAAGUUGCAGAAACUUCUCAAAAAAUCAUGGCCCAAAAGGACAUGCGGAUGGGGCACAUGUGUCUCCUCCUCCACACAGAAUGGGGUUACCUAUAGUGUGGUUUCCCUGAUCGCUUGGAGGGAGCAAUAUGGAAGUGUCCCUUCCUCCCUCUGUUUCUCCUUCCCUUCAAUCGAAAAUGAUUCACAUAGUCCACCCACUUAUUUUUUUCUUCUACAGACUAGGAACUUUCACAAUGUGCUCGGACUGGAAUUAAGAUUAGCAUUCAGCCCUUUUGGGAACCUCCUUCUUCUUUGUUUUGUUUUAAAGCAUGCUUCUAGUCCUUGCGGCUUCCAUUAUAGUUUUCAAAUCAUAUGUGCAUAAACGAUAUCUCAAGGGAUGACUUACACCCAAACAGUGAGUGGAGGGAGAUCUUGAAACAUGACCUCUCUCUAUUCCAGAUUGAGCCAAAUGUUGGUGCAAUUUGCAGAAUGAGGCUCUCCUUUGUUGCCGUUAUGGAUAGCUUAGUUCGCAGUAUACACCGGCUCCGUGGUAUCCAUUGGAGUUUGGUUCUAGGAUGUCUCUGUGGAUAUCAAAAUACAUGGAUGCUCAAGUCCCAUUAUAUCUAAUGAUAUAGUUUAAUUAAUGGAGCCCCUGGUAGCAUAGCGGGUUAAACCAAUGAGCUGCUGAACUUGCUGACCGAAAGGUCAGCGGUUUGAAUCCGAAGAGGGGGUGAGCUCUCUUUGUUAGCCCCAGCUCCUGCCAACCUAGCAGUUUGAAAACAUGCAAAUGUGAGUGGAUCAAUAGGUACCGCUUCUGCGGGAAGGUAAUGGUGCUCCAUGCAGUCAUGCCGGCCACAUGACCUAGAAGCUGUCUAUAGAUAAUACCAGUUCUUCGGCUUAGAAAUGGAGAUGAGCACCAACCCCCAGAGUCGGACACGACUAGACUUAAUGUCAGGUAAAACCUUUACCUUAUAGUUGAAUUGUGUCUCUUAUAUAAAAUGACAAAAUCAAGGUUUGCUUUUUGGAUUUUUAAAAAUAUUUUUGAAACGUGGAUGGUUGAAAUCUGUAGGUACCAGAAUUCAUGGACAUGGGAGGCCAGAUGUAGGUACAGAGGGCUCCCAGUAUUUGCUGGAAUUCAUCUCCAGGACCCAAAAUGGAUACCUACAUCUGUAGAUACUCAGAUCCCAUUAUAUACAAUGUUCCUUGCAUAAACUGGGUUUCUAUUUUAAAGAAAAUUCUAACUG
Messenger RNA from Anolis carolinensis (green anole), 7044 nucleotides. Its product is annotated as zinc finger and SCAN domain-containing protein 31. The transcript has 3 exons. The record is from RefSeq and is a predicted model, not a curated record. Gene Ontology annotation, cellular component: nucleus. Gene Ontology annotation, biological process: regulation of transcription by RNA polymerase II. Gene Ontology annotation, molecular function: RNA polymerase II cis-regulatory region sequence-specific DNA binding; DNA-binding transcription factor activity, RNA polymerase II-specific. The coding region runs from base 4025 to 5917 and encodes 630 amino acids. Lineage: Eukaryota; Metazoa; Chordata; Lepidosauria; Squamata; Anolidae.